Drosophila ficusphila is the source of this 8411-nucleotide messenger RNA. RefSeq names its product pneumococcal serine-rich repeat protein (gene htk). The record is from RefSeq and is a predicted model, not a curated record. NCBI's taxonomy places the organism in Eukaryota, Metazoa, Arthropoda, Insecta, Diptera, Drosophilidae. Bases 375 to 8171 code for a protein of 2598 amino acids. Gene Ontology annotation, cellular component: nucleus. Gene Ontology annotation, biological process: regulation of transcription by RNA polymerase II. The transcript has 6 exons. Gene Ontology annotation, molecular function: transcription cis-regulatory region binding.
UCGGCCGUCUCUAGCGAAAAUUUCAUGCGCCAAAAACGUAAACUAAAGGAGUUUUGUGGGAAUUAAUGCGGUUCCACGGACAUUAAACUGGUAAAUGCACUGCACAAAGUGAACAUAAAAGCGAGGACACCAGAUUCCCGGAACUGCUGCAGUGCGUCCUGCGGAGAGGCGGAGUGCAGUAAAAUAUUUCCUCCUUGUGGGUGGUACAGCAGCGCAGGAAGAAGAAGAACGGCAACGCUGCACUCCAUUUGAUAAACAAAAGUUAAAAACAAGGAAAAUAAGAGUUAAAUCAACAGCUGGACAGGAUGUUCAGCUAUAGCAAGUGAGAGUAUAGCUUGCACUUGACCCCGAAAUAGAAAUACAUCAAGAUUAAGAUGCAGCAAAUGGACGACCCGCCAUCGCUACCCGUGGGCACGGAGGUGAGCGCCAAGUACAAGGGCGCCUUCUGCGAGGCGAAGGUCAGCAAGGUGGUGCGCAACAUCAAGGUGAAGGUGGCCUACAAGCAGGGACUCGGCUCCGGCAUCGUUGCCGAUGAUGCGAUCAAGGCGCCGACGGGCCAGUUGCGUGUGGGUGCCCAGGUGGAGGUGCGUCAUCCGGAUCGCAAGGAGAUCGUGGAGGCGACCAUCGCCAAGAUUCAGGACUGCUCGCAGUACACGGUGGUCUUCGACGACGGCGACAUCACAACGCUGAGGCGAACGGCCUUGUGCCUGAAAAGCGGUCGCCAUUUCAAUGAAAGCGAAACGCUGGACCAGCUACCGCUGACCCAUCCGGAGCACUUUGGCAAUCCCGUGGUGGGCGGACGGCGGGGCAGGCGUCGUGGCCACUUAAACGAGGACAGUUCCGAGGACGACGACGAAAGCGAUGCCAAGGAGGUGGUCAACGAAAAGGAGGAGAACAUCGGCAAGGUGGUCUGCGUGGAGACGGAAUCAAAGAAGAAGGACAAGGAGAAGUGGUUCCCCGCUCUCGUGGUGGCGCCCACCGCUCAGGCCACUGUGCGCAUUCGCGUGAAGGACGAGUACCUGGUGCGCUCGUUCAAGGACGGCCGCUACUACACGGUGCCCAAAAAGGAGGCCACCGAGUUCACGCGCGAGGUGGCCAGCAAACAGGAUGUGCCUGCUGUGCAGGCGGCCCUCGAGUUCCUGGACAGCAGCAUACUGCCGGCCCACUGGGACAGGGACUCGCUGUUCGGCCUCUCGAACAUCUCGAGUGAUGACGAGGGCGAGAUCGACUCCGAUUCCUCCGACGACGAGCCGCACGAGGAGAAGGAUCGCUUUGUGGCGCAGCUGUACAAGUACAUGGACGAUCGCGGCACGCCGCUCAACAAGGUGCCCUCCAUCCAGAGUCGGGAUGUGGAUCUCUAUCGGCUCUUCCGUGCGGUGCAGAAGCGCGGCGGCUACAACCGUGUGACCACGCAGAAUCAGUGGAAGCUCAUUGCCAUGCGGUUGGGAUUCACGCCGUGCACGGUGAGCGUGAUGAAUCUGGUGAAGCAGGCGUACAAAAAGUUCCUGCAGCCGUACGGCGACUUUCACCGCAAGCUGGGCUGCUCCAUGCUGAUGACCUCACGCAACUCCAACCGCAGCAAGGGGCGCAGCCUGGUGCGAGCCAAUUCGGUGGCCUCGCCGAAACCGAUGGAGACCACCAAAACGGAGACAAUCAGCAAGCUGGCGCAACCCAAUCAAACCAACGCAGCGGCUUCAACUUCGAGUUCCGCAUCAGCGUCAACAGCUGCGGCAGCAUCUUCGGCCACGCCGGCCAGAGCCAUAUCCACCGCCUCGCAGUCGGCAGCCGAGGAGUCGGGCAACACCAGCGAGUCCAGCGUGGUGGUGGAGCCGCCCAAGAAGCAGCGGAAGGGAUCAGCGGCCAGCAAUCAGCAGGGCAAGGUUAAGAGUUUGGUGGAGAAGUACGAGGAGAAGUCCACGGCAGCUCCAAGCUCCUCUUCGGCGUCUGCAGCUGGCGGAUCCGUAGCCAGUGGCUCAUCUGCCACCGCAUCAGCAACUUCAGCCGCAACCUCCGCGGCAGCUGCCUCCGCAUCAGCAGCAGCCACUUUCGGUGGUUCGGCCGCCAAUGCUUCGACAGCUGGUAGCAGCAAGGAUACCGAGGCGGAUCUGCCGCUGGCCAAGAUCAAGGCAGCGGCUGCGGCGGCCGCUUCCACCAGGCACAGUUCGGAGAAGGAGACGAACAUCAGUUCGGGUAGCAGUGCCUCCGCCUCCAGCAAAGCGAACUCGGCGGAGUUGCAGCGCAGUCGAGAUGCCUCUCCAGCGGUGGCUGCACCGCCCUCGUCUGGCGCAGGGUCAUCCGCUCCAGCCACCGCCUCUGCUGCCCAGCCGACGACGACUGGGAAGAAGGAGAAGCACCAGCGGAGCAAGCAGGCGGACAAGGAGAAGGACAAGGACAAGGACAAAGACAAGGAGAAGGAUAAGGAGGAGAAGCAGGCGGGCAGUGGGAAGCGCAAGAAGGAGAAGAUCAGCGUGGAGAAGAUCGACACGGGUGACUUCGUGGUCGGGAUCGGGGACAAGCUGAAGGUGAACUACCACGAGAAGAAGUCGCCCAGCUCGCAUGGCAGCACCUACGAGGCGAAGGUGAUCGAGAUCAGCGUGCAGCGCGGAGUGCCCAUGUACCUGGUCCACUACACCGGCUGGAACAACCGCUACGAUGAGUGGGUGCCCCGCGAGCGGAUUGCCGAGAACCUGACCAAGGGUUCCAAGCAGAAGACGCGUACCAUUAGCACCAGCAGUGCAAACAGUGGGAGUGGAGGAGGAGGAGGCGGCGGCGGAGGAGGAGGGGGAGGAGGUGGUGGUUCCAAUUCGGGACCGGGUUCCCUGCCUCCUGGAGCCAAGGAUAACGGCUCCAAAAUGCCACCUUCAGCUGGAAAUUCGUCGGGACCAGGAGGAGCUCCCUCGCAACCAGGAUCCCUGGGAGGAGGUUCCAGUUCCAGCUCCACUCCCUCCCUUCUCUCGACCGUGGUGAAAACGCCGACCACAGGUGGUGGAGCGAAGCGAGGACGCGGACGCAGUGACUCCAUGCCGCCGCGCUCCACCACGCCCUCAUCCGUGGUGGCUGCCCACUCCGGGCGCACCAAGUCGCCGGCUGCCUCGCAGCCGCAACUGCAGCAGCAGCAGCAACAGCAGCAGAUAAAGAAGCGUCCCAUGCGCAUCGUGCCGGGAGCCACCACGCCACGUCGCGUCUCCGAUGCCUCGAUGGCCUCCGAAUCGGAUUCGGACUCCGAUGAGCCAGUGCGUCGGCCCAAGCGCCAGAGCGCCAAGGAGACCCGGCAGCAGGCGGGCAAGGCGCCGCCACCGGGAAAGGGAGGACGAGUGGCCAGCAGGGCAUCCUCGACGGCUCCCGCCGUCCGCGAUGCCAGCGAUGAUUCCGAGGAAGAGGAGGAGGAAGAGCCACCAACCAGAUCCGCUUCCUCCAAGCAGCAGCAGCACCAGCAGAAUGCCACAGUGCGGGGAUCUCGAGCUGGUGGGAGUCGCGCCAUGAGCAGUGGCGCCGCCUCCGCCAAGGGACGCGACUACGAUCUCAGCGAGAUUCGCUCCGAGCUGAAGGGAUUCCAGCCGAAGCUGCUAACGAACGCCGCCUCCAACGAGAUAAAGGAGGGCGUGGCAAAGAAGGAGUCCCUGGAUGAACCAACCACGCAGGACAUCAAGAAGGAGCCCAAAAUGGAGUCCAACAAGAGCAGCUCCACGGAGCUCUCAUCGGAGACGGAGUCGUACGUGGAUGAGGAUUCGCAGUCCUCCGAUUACCGCAAGCAGGGAAAGGGCUCGGGAUCAGGAGCAGCCAAGAAGGAAUCAGCAGCCAGUGCCUCCAAAUCCCAUCACGAAUCGGUGACGAAACGGGAGGUGAAGGAGGAGUCACUCAAAGUGGAGCCCAAAACGGAGCCCAAGGAGGAGGAGCUCAAGAGCAAGCCCUUCCUCUCGGGAGCGGACAUCAAGCCCACCACUUUGAUUGCGCCAGCGAGAUUCGGAAAUGCCUCAGCUGGCCAAGCAGGUGGUUCCUCCACAGCAGGAGGAGGCUCCACCACAGCGAAGUACACAUCGGUGAUUGUGGAGAAACCACUCACGAUUGGCGGCAAGAAGUCAACGGAGCAGCAUGCUCCGCCCAAGAAGGCGGAGUUGCUCAAAAAGCAAUCGGGAGGAGCCACUGGAGCGGGCACUUUGCUGGCCAGCCAGCAGGAAUCGAAGAAGUUCGCCGAACCGGUGGCCAGCUUAAAGGUGGAACUGCCAGCCGCCUGCUCACCCUCGUCGUCCUCCUCCUCGUCCAGCUCCUUCUGCUCCACCGCCUCGGGCGCGAGUUCCAGCUCGGCGACGCGAUCCUUGCCAGACAUGAGCAAGCUGGAGAUCAGCAGCGGCACUGUUCCAGGAGCCACUGCCACAUCGGCUCCAGUGGCCUCCUCUCAGCCGGGGAAUGCCACGCAGCUUGGAUCAGUUGCUGCCACUAAGGAAUCGAAGUACAGCAGCAGCAGCGGAGGAGGAGCAGCAGGAGGAGGAGGAGCAGCAGGAGCGGGAUCUGGCAUCAGUAUGCGCAAGCUGCUCUCCUCGGAUGUCUACGAGUUCAAGGACACGGAACCCUUCGAGUUCGAGAAGCGCAUCUCGCCGAUGGCCUCCGUUGGAGGAGCUGUGGCAGCGGGAGCACCUGGUUCGGCAGCAGGCGCAGUUGGAGCGGGAACCGCCUCGGUGAUCACAGCGGUGAUGCCCACACCAGGAGGAGGAGCCGCCACAUCCGGUGGAGUGGCAAUGGCAAGUGCUCCUUCGGCCGUUCCAGUGGCAGUUAGUUCCUCGGCCAGGAAGCUGGCACUCAAAGCGAGCGCCAUGCAGCAGAGUCUGGAGCAGCACCAGCUGGCACCGGCGACUCCUGGACACGAACGUGCUGGUGGCUACAGUGGGUUAGCAACGGGUUCCGGUGGCUUGACGGCUGCCAAGGCCAAGAAGCGUGGUUCUCCCUUGAAGGAGCCACCGCUUGGCUUGGAGAAACCGAAGAUCUACAAGCUGGACAAGGAGCAAGUGCAGCAGCCAGCGGACCAGAAGAGCCAACAGCUGACGCCGCCCAGUUUGAAGGUGCUCCAGCCGGCAGGUCAACUAACUCCCUCGGCUGGCAAUCCAGUGAAGAUGCACACGCCACCGGGAGGAGCUGGAUCCACCAGUGGAGUGGGAGCGGGAGGAGGAUCCUCCGCCAGUACCCCAACCUCGAGCGGCGGCCACUCGCUGCUCUCCACCGCCAUCGCCUCCACUUCCAGUCAGCUGGCUCCUCACCAUGCCACGCCAUUCGAUGCCCUCCGCAAGUCGCCCAGCUUCAAUCUGAACAUCACGGCACUCAACGAGGAGCUGGCACAGACCGUCCAGGAAACCACGCGAGCCCUCACGGACGCCCUGCAGCCACCGACGACUCCCCAACCACCUCCUCCACCGCCACCAAGCUCGAUUGCUUCGCCAGGAACGCCAGUGAUUACGCCAACUGCCUCGGCAGCCGCACUGAGUUGUCCAAGCACUCCGCCCACGGGCUCCAAUUCGGUGCUGGCCUCUCCCAAGUUGAGCACUCCCCCGCAGGCAGUCAAUGCUGGGAAACAGCCACCGGCGCCGCACAUCGUGGGCAGUCCCUUCAUCGAAACCCGCAACGUUUUCGAGCUGAGCACCUCGAACGAGGGCAGUGGCUACAGUUCCGGCGAGUCGAAGGACAACAAGCUGGAGAAGCUGGAGAACGUCAAGAUCCUUCUGGCCGGAGCGGCGGGGCCCUUCGAUCUGGAUGCGGGCAGCUACGAGCAGAAGACCAGCUCCAUUGCCGACAAGGUGCUGAAGGCGAUUAGCCAGAAGAAGGAGGAAGUGGAGAACAGCAAGAGCAGGCCAGCGCCAUCGCAAUCGCAAUCGCAUUCCCAGCCAGCGGUUGUUGCGGUGGAAGGAGCUACAAAGGCGACGCCUUCCGGCGAGGAGCCAGUGGGCAGUGCGAGCGCAACGCCAGCGAAGCUAUUGGAGCUCGGCAGCAGUGCCAUCAAGCUGGACACACUGAAGCUACUGGGCGAACCACUCAAGAUUCAAACGGGUCCGCUGCUGGGCGAACUCUAUCGACCUGGACCGGCGACCAGUAGUCCCGAAACGAAGUCCAUUCUGGAGUCAUCGCUACCGGCGAAGAACAGCGAGCUGAGCGAGACCAUCCAGAAGCUGGAGUGCGCCAUCCAGCAGCGGAAGACGCCGGUGGGCGGAGCUCUCUCGCUGGCCAGCUCCACGGCGGGCACACCGCCCGCUGCCCACACUCCGAACUCGACGGCGACCGCGGGAGCCGGUGGCUUCUCCGAUGAGUCCAUGGACAGCACCGAUUCCGAGCAGCGUCUGGUCAUCGAGGACGUGAUUGCCGAGGAGCACACCACCACCACCACGACGGGUGAGCAGAAGAGUCCGGGCUCGGGACACGACGAGGGUCAGACCACCACGGCCACCAUGGCGACGGCGAUCACCGCGGAGACGGAGGGCACCACCACGAGCAGCAGCACACCACCGGUGUCCGCACCAGUUAAACUGGAACUGGGUGGCAAGGCGUUGCCCGGAAUCCAGGCACCUAUUCCCAUUAAACCCUCGGAGGGCAGCUCCUUUGCUGGCAAGAUAUCGGCGGUCACCCAACCGCCACCGCUUGCCAAACUGCAACAGCAGCAGCAGCCACCGACGGAGGAGCUGGUGACUGCCGGCGGUGGUCAGGGGAAGGGCAUCAGCUCCUUUGGCAUUCCCAUCGUGCUGCCCGAGAUCCCCGCCUCGGUGGUGGUGGCCACGCCCGCUCUAAUGGUCGCCUCCGCCGCUGCAAUGCGCCAGAGUCCGGGAUCCACGCCCAGUUCGCCGGCACCCGUGCUGAUCUCACCCAAGGCGUUCCUCACGGCGCCAAAGGUGGGCGAGGUGGGUGGCCUGCUGCUGAAGGCCUACACAGGAGUGGCCGGAGGAGCAGUUCCCGGCGGAGCAGCAGUGGCAGCUACAGGAGGUGUUAUAGCAACAGCCGGAGGAGCAGGAGCCGGAGCACCCACUGUCAUCUCCAACUACAGGCAGUCACAGCAGCAGGCGCCACAGCUGCCCACCAGCAGUGCUGCAAGCUACAUACUGGAUGCGGAAAUGGGAGAGGCUCCCAACAGCAGCACCUCGCCAGUGGUGGCGCGUCCAUUCGUGAUGCACGCCGUCGGCAAGGAGCUGUUCAAUGUGGUGGCACCGGCGGCCAGUUCGCCUCUGAUCAGUGAUCCCCACAACGAGUCGAUCAACCUGCUGUGCGAGGAGACGAUACCAGGCAGUCCGGCUCCCAAUUACGGCGGCACUGAGCAGCUGCCCGCCGCCGUUGGCUCCUCCUUGGCCAUGGUGGGCAUAACCCCGCUCCCGCCAGAUACGCCGCCUCCAGGCGCCACUGCAGUGGUUCACCAGCAGCACCAGCAACAGCAGCAAUCGCAUCCACAUCAUCCAGGUCAAGCUGGGCAGCCGCAGCAACAGCAGCAGCAGGCUGGAAAGUCAGCGGAGGUCAAUCCCUCGGCAUCGAACAGCUCACCGGACUCGGCCAGCCAGGAUGAGAGUGGCGAGGAGGGCAAGAAGAACGCCGAGCUGGAGCACGACGACGCCACGGGAUUGGGUGCGCUGAACAAGCGGAAGCGAACCCGCAAGCCGCUGGUGAUGACCGCCACGGCGAUCACCAAUCAAUUCCUCACCUACACGAAGAGGCGGCGCCAGGUGUCCGGAAUGCGCAGCCAGAAGAACGCCGCGACCACAGCUGGCUCCGAUACGGACGACAACUCGGACAACAUAGCGCCAACGGCGGGAGGACAGCAGCAGCAGCAGCAGCGACAAAGUGCCCGCCAGCAACUGUUGCCCCAAGGAAACGGGCAGCAACAGCAGCAGCAGCAGCAACAACAGCAACAGCAGCAGCAACAACAGCAACUGCUGCAACAGCAGCAGACGCAACUGCAGCAGGGCGUCCAGUCGGGAGUGCGUCCAUGUCCGUACAACUUCCUCGUAGAAUUGGAUCCUGCGCUCAGUUCCGAUGAGUGCAUCACGAUCCUGCGCAAGCAGAUCCAGGACCUGCGCAAGGCCUACAACACCAUCAAGGGUGAGCUGAGCGUCAUCGAUCGCCGGCGCAAGAAGCUGCGUCGUCGGGAGCGGGAGAAGAAGCAGCAGCAGCUGCAGAGCCAGCAGCAGGGCAAGGUUUGUGCCUAGCUCGAAUGGGACUCGCCUGCCUCGCCAUCGAACGGGGAAAGCAGCAGCUUCAAGUGACUUUAAAGCCCCCGAAAAAAUAAAAACAACAUGUGAAGAUCGGUUGAUCUAGGAAUACUUUGAGCGUAAUUUGUAAAUCUACGAAGUGUUACUUUUUUCUAUAGGCUAAGGACAGUAUCUGUAUAAAUACAUUUCAUAAGAUGUAUGUAUCUCUAAGAAUAAAAACGCAUUUUAUUUACCAUA